AUGCCCUUCAAGGCCCCCGAAGUAGCCAAGUGCGGCAAGUGCGAGAAGAGCGUCUACGCCGCCGAGGAGGUCCUCGCCGGUGGUCUCAAGUGGCACAAGGCCUGCUUCAAGUGCGACCUGUGCAACAAACGCCUGGAGUCGACCAACUGCUGCGAGCACGAGAAGACCCUCUUCUGCAAGACCUGCUACGGGCGGAAGUACGGCCCGAAGGGCGUCGGCUUCGGCGGCGGCGCCGGCGCCCUCUCCAUGGACGUCGGCGAGCACCUGGGCAACCAGAGCUGCGCCAUGGGCAACAAGCCAUCAGGAGUCAACAACUAA
This is a messenger RNA of Rhagoletis zephyria (snowberry fruit fly), 318 nucleotides long. The record is from RefSeq and is a predicted model, not a curated record. NCBI's taxonomy places the organism in Eukaryota, Metazoa, Arthropoda, Insecta, Diptera, Tephritidae.